This is a messenger RNA of Plutella xylostella (diamondback moth), 933 nucleotides long. RefSeq lists its product as uncharacterized. Gene Ontology annotation, cellular component: nucleus; transcription regulator complex. The record is from RefSeq and is a predicted model, not a curated record. Gene Ontology annotation, molecular function: DNA binding. NCBI's taxonomy places the organism in Eukaryota, Metazoa, Arthropoda, Insecta, Lepidoptera, Plutellidae. Gene Ontology annotation, biological process: regulation of transcription by RNA polymerase II.
GGCCCGCCGCGCGCCAGUCGCCCGCCAACCGCCACGCCGCACGCGACGCACACUCCAUCCUAUCUACACCCGUCACUAUGCAGUUUGAAUACGACCCCGAGCGGCUCAUCGACGAGGUGAAGAAGCGGCCCGGCAUCUGGGACCACGACUGCGCCGAGUACCGGCUGAAGCACACGCGCCAGAAACUCUGGCAGGAGAUCGUCAAGGAGCUCAGUCAGAACAAUGGCAGCUUGAGCAAGAGCGAAAUGCGCGAGUUAGAAUUACAACUGCAGAAGAAAUGGAAGAGCAUCAGGGACUGCUUUCAAAAGUACAUAGCCAACCCGAACCGAACCAAACGACCGUACAUUUACAUGAAGAGACUGCAGUUCCUGCUGAGAGACGACGCGCCGCCCGCGGCCAACAGCAGCGAGUCGGAGGAAGACGCGCGGCCCAAGAUGCGCUGGAAGAAGACCCUCAAGCUGAAGACGAGCAACUCGGACGACGAGAGCCAGUACGUGCAGUACGACGACAUGACGUACUCGGACGGCGAGGCGGCGGCGGAGCAGGCGACUCCUGCUAAAGUGAGCAAGGUGGACGCGGAGCAGUUCACGUUCGCGAGCGUGGACGUGCUGGGCAAGAGCGAGGAGGCGGAGAGCGACCGGCUGUUCCUGCUGUCGCUGCUGCCGCACCUGCGCAGCGUGCCCGACGAGCGCCGCCUGCACGUCAAGAUGGAGCUCAUGCAGGUGCUGCAGACCGCCAACACCAACGCGAUACGACAUCAUAAGAUAUUAUAGUUUAGUGCAUUCCAACGUUACCAACAUUACCAUUUGUUUUUAGUAUAUAAGGGCCUAAGUGUAAUUUAAGUUUUUGUUAAUUAAUAAGAAGAAGCUGUUGUGAUUUGAAUUUGUUUAGUUUUGUAAAAUAAAUGACUUUACCACUAAGAACUAACAUCAC